AUGACGGAUAAUGGAGUUCAUCAGCCCACUCAGGCCGAACUUAUGGCCCAGAUGAUCGAGCUGCAGACAGAAGUCAAAAGGCUUGCCGAAUUAUCCACUCAAAGCACUUCUGGCAAGCAUGAGGAUGACGGAUACAGAGGAAAAAGCAAUGCAGACCUAUUGAGUAUUGACCCACCGAGGGAGAAACUGACCUUGGACAAUCCGUUUUCUGAAGAGAUAACCAAUUACCAGAUGCCAACACAUUUCAAACUACCUUCUUCAUUCGAGCCAUAUAAGGGGAUUGGUGACCCCCGGACUCAUAUUAAGAAAUUUCAAUCUAUGAUGUUCUUUAAUGGCCCUAAUAACGAACCUGUUCUUUGCAGAGCCUUCCCUACUUACCUUGAUAGCGCAGCUCUCCUUUGGUUUUCAAAACUACCAAAAGGAUCAAUCUCUUCUUUCGAGGAAUUGGCAAAAUUCUUCAUAGAUUACUUUGCUGCAGCACGGAUAUAUGUACACGGAUCAGACUACCUCGGCACCAUUCGCCAAGGUCCCCAAGAAAGCCUGAAGGACUAUCUUACCAGAUUUGCGGAAGCAACAAUGGAGAUUCCCGAUCUAGAUCCCGCCGUCCACCUGCAUGCUUUGAAAGCCGGCCUCAAGCCCGGAAAAUUCAGAGAAACAAUUGCAGUAACAAAACCAAAAACCUUGGAAGAAUUCCGAGAAAGAGCGGCCGGACAAAUAAAGAUUGAAGAACUCUGUGAGGCCGAAAAAGCAAAACGAAGGCAACCCAAGAGGGAAGAAAGCCGAACAAUAAGGUCGAACGACAACAAAGAUCCUAGGAAACCAUUCAAGCUUACCCCAAAGUUUGACAAUUAUACGAGGUUCAACACCAAGAGGGAGAAGAUAAUCAAAGAAAUACUCAACGCUAAGAUCAUAAAACCACCAGUAAGAGCGGGGAGCUACCAAGACCAACGAUUUGUCGACCGAAGUAAACAUUGCGCCUUCCACCAAAAAUACGGACACACAACCGACGAGUGUGUAAUAGCUAAGGAUCUGCUGGAAAGAUUAGCUCGACAAGGCCUCCUAGACAAAUAUAUUGAAGGAAGAAAGCAUAAAGACAACAGCAGAGACCGAAAUGACUACCGACAGACCUCGAAAAGUAAAGAAGACAACAAAUGGCCACACAAUACACCACCAAAGGCCAUCAUAAAUUGCAUAUCUGGAGGAUUUGCCGGAGGAGGAGAAACGACCUCAGCAUGA
Arachis duranensis is the source of this 1236-nucleotide messenger RNA. RefSeq lists its product as uncharacterized. The transcript has a single exon. The record is from RefSeq and is a predicted model, not a curated record. Bases 1 to 1236 code for a protein of 411 amino acids. Lineage: Eukaryota; Viridiplantae; Streptophyta; Magnoliopsida; Fabales; Fabaceae.